GAUUGUAUACAGUUGUAGAGCGCUACAUUGUAUAUUGGUUGCUUCCACUUGACUGCAUAAGAUAUAAGUGGUCUUAGCCAGUCUGGUUUCAAAUGGAAGGUGUUCCAAGGCUGCCAAUGCUAUCCUUUGAAGUCAAACGGAGUCCAAAAAAAUUUGACUUUGCAGGGAAGCUACAACAACUAAUAGCUCAGAAAUACCAUGAAGACCCAGAUAAAUACAUGAACGAGAUCCAUGAACUAGAAGCAUUGCGUGCCUCUGCUGUGUAUGCAUCCAUGGACUUCAAUGGAUGUUCCACAUUGAAGAGAUAUUACUGCCAACUUCAUUUCAUCAAGAAUAGAUUUCCAUGGAGCCCAAGCGAUCACAAGCUCCUUCACUUUACAUGGCAAGACAUAGCUACGGGGAUCCAGGUUUCUGUCCCUGAUAUAGAUUUUGAAAUUGCCUGUGUCCUCUACAACAUUGGAUCCCUGCAUACUCAGCUUGGAGCUGCUGAUAGCCGUACAUCUUCUGAAGGGAUGAAGAUUUCAUGCACCCACUUCCAAUGUGCAGCUUGGGCAUUUGAGAAAUUGCUGGAGAUGCAAAAAGAAAAACAUGAGGGUUAUUUUCGAGGAGACCUUGGGAGAGAGAUGUUGACAUUUUUAAGCAUAGUCUCCCUGGCUCAAGCACAGGAAUGCAUACUGGAGAAGAGUAUGGUUGAUCAACGCAAGCAUACCAUCACAGCCAAAGUUGCAGCACAGAUUGUGGACUUCUAUGGAGAAGCUCUGAAAUUCCUGUCAGGAACAAAAGAAGACACUCCAGUUGCAGAUACAGUCAAUAGUUCUCUUGCAAAGCAAUGGAAGAAGUAUGUGGAGUUCAAGAUGGGCUUCUAUCAGUGCAUUACAUACCUCUACCAAGGUCUACAAACAGAAGAUCAACAGCAGUUGGGUGCGAGGGUUGCAUACUACAAAGCUGCUUUGGAUAAAUUAGGAGAAACAGAGAAGCUCAUCAAAGGCAUCCCAAAGCAAGAGGUGAAGUAG
This is a messenger RNA of Darwinula stevensoni, 1013 nucleotides long. The record is from the annotation of a GenBank genome assembly. NCBI's taxonomy places the organism in Eukaryota, Metazoa, Arthropoda, Ostracoda, Podocopida, Darwinulidae.